Messenger RNA from Pediculus humanus corporis (human body louse), 1482 nucleotides. RefSeq names its product large neutral amino acids transporter, putative. The transcript is spliced from 8 exons. The record is from RefSeq and is a predicted model, not a curated record. The coding region runs from base 1 to 1482 and encodes 493 amino acids. Lineage: Eukaryota; Metazoa; Arthropoda; Insecta; Psocodea; Pediculidae. Gene Ontology annotation, biological process: amino acid transmembrane transport. Gene Ontology annotation, molecular function: L-amino acid transmembrane transporter activity. Gene Ontology annotation, cellular component: membrane.
AUGAGUCAAAGUUUAGAAUUUAAAUCGAAAAUAAGAGAGAGAGGACAAAGAUCUCCAUCGUCGGAAAAUAUAUCCGUAGAUGAUGAUAUACUAACGGAAAAUAUUGUCAGAACGCCAGAACCGGAAAAUGAUACGGAAAUAAAAUUACAAGCGAAAAUGAGCCUUUUAAACGGAUGUACCGUCAUUGUUGGAAGCAUUAUAGGUUCUGGAAUAUUCGUGAGUCCUACGGGAGUUCUUAAAUAUACCGGAUCCGUAAAUGCUUCACUAAUCGUAUGGAUUGUUUCUGGAAUUUUUUCUAUGGUUGGUGCCUACUGCUACGCUGAAUUAGGAUGUAUGAUAUCAAAAUCUGGAGCUGAUUACGCUUAUAUAAUGACAACAUUUGGACCAUUUUUAGCAUUUAUACGUUUAUGGAUCGAAUGCAUGAUCGUGAGACCAUGUUCCCAAGCCAUAGUAGCCCUCACUUUCAGCAUAUACGUAUUAAAACCUUUUUUUCCAGAAUGCGAACCCCCGGAAGAAAGCAUUCGUCUUCUCGCGUGCUGUUGCAUAAUGACCCUAACAUUUGUAAAUUGUUGGGAUGUCAAAUGGGCAACAAGAGUUCAAGAUGUUUUCACAUAUGCAAAACUUGUUGCUUUAUUCGGCCUUAUUAUUGCUGGGAUAUAUCAACUCUUAACCGGUCAUACCAGUUAUUUUACAUUCGAAGGUACGAUAAAAGAAGUUCCAUCAAUAGCCUUGUCCUUUUACUCUGGUCUUUUUGCUUAUAAUGGCUGGAAUUAUUUAAAUUUCAUCAUCGAAGAAUUAAAAGAUCCAAUUAAAAAUUUACCAAAAGCCAUUGCCAUAUCAUGUACUCUAGUUACAAUUGUCUACGUUUUAACAAAUAUUGCAUUUUACACAACAUUAUCGCCUAAAGAAGUUCUCGAAUCUGAGGCUGUUGCUGUCACAUUUGCAAAUCGUUUGUUUGGAGUUAUGGCUUGGACGAUACCCGUAUUUGUUGCACUGUCAACAUUUGGAGCCGUAAAUGGAAUUUUAUUAACAUCAUCCAGAUUAUUUUAUGCAGGUGCAUGCGAAGGUCAAAUGCCAGAAAUUUUAACUAUGAUACAAGUUCACAGAUUAACUCCAACUCCUGCCGUUUUAUGUAUGGCUCUUAUAUCGAUGAUGUAUUUGACUGUAAGCGACAUAUUAGCUUUAAUAAAUUAUGUUGGAUUUGCUACAUGGUUGAGUAUUGGUAUAGCAGUUCUUUGUUUGCCAUGGCUCAGAUGGAAACAACCAAAUUUAUUGAGACCAAUCAGGGUUAAUUUAUUCUUUCCAUUUUUAUACAUUGUAUGCACCAUUUUUGUUGUCAUUUUUCCAAUGAUAGAAAGUCCAAAAGAAACAGGUUAUGGAACCAUAAUGAUUUUAACAAGUGUUCCAGUAUAUUUUGUUUUUAUAUGGUGGAAAAAUAAGCCAAAAUUAUUUCAAAGAGCUGUUGGUAAGUCACUACACUAA